GCGUCCAAUCGAUCGAACACAAUACACGUUUUUGCCUUGCGAAAUCAAUUCGUAAUCAGACAUCGACCGAGUUCAGUCGCACUGAUCGACGUGAUCAAAAUUUUACAAAAAUGACGCAGAAUUCUUUGACGAAAAUGAAACGACGUUGGAUCGACAAAUAUAGAUCAGAAUUCGAUGCAAAAGUCCUUAAAAGCGCGGAAAUGUUAAAACUAAUUGUAAAACCGAAGUCUAUUUGGUUUGUUCAACAUUUGUUGUCGGAAGGUAGCAGCAGCUCAACGGAGUGUAAUAAUUUUGAAGGGGACGAAAUUCGCCCAAACGCUGAUAGAGAACACGAUAAGCUAACUCAAAAUGCAGAAACCAACGAAAUGUGGUCAGACAAUGUCAGAGAACCGGAACAGCCUACUGUAAAUAAUUAUGGAGAAACCGACGAAAUUUGGUCAGACGAUGACGGAGGGCCAAACAUUUAUGAAGAAACCAAUGGAACUCACCAAAAGAGACUGGUCUGUGACAAGGGCUAUUUUGGAAGUUUUUGUGAUAAUCGCGGGACAGUAACAAAUUCUGUGCACAUUCGUAAUGGUCCGUCCUGGGACCGAGUACAUGCGCUGGUCAAUGGUCAUUCUGGAAAAGUUCAGAACAACCACGGCACAAAAACGAAUUCUCCGAAAAUUUGUUACGAAAAUUCGACUCAUUCAUAUGGAAAUUUCUACGAGUACACGCCGCCUAGAUAUGGUCGACACAAUCACAAAGAAUCCAUCGAUUACGGAAACAAUCGGAGACCACAUAAUGGGCAUGGCUUCAGAGGUGCACCUGAUCGUCAUAAUUCACCGAAACCGUACGCCUCCUCCAAAUACAAUCGAAAUGCGAACGGAUUCAACAAGUUUUAUCAUCGCAAGCCUUUACUUGAAAGUCGAUGGAAUUCACGGAAUUCGCCAUAUUGAUUUGAAUGUACACAAUGUGUACUUGAAAUCUUACGACAAGACCGACCGCAGACAUUACAUUCCUACAUUUAAUUAACAAAAUAAGCACCAACUUUUCACCAAAAAUAGAGACAAAAGUUGCGUUCUUAAUUAAAUACAUCUACGUUG
This is a messenger RNA of Bradysia coprophila, 1085 nucleotides long. RefSeq lists its product as uncharacterized. The record is from RefSeq and is a predicted model, not a curated record. NCBI's taxonomy places the organism in Eukaryota, Metazoa, Arthropoda, Insecta, Diptera, Sciaridae.